AUGGAUAUUGCCAUUCAGCAUCCCUGGUUCAAACGAGCUCUUGGACCUUUACUUCCAAGCCGCUUUUUUGACCAUUUUUUUGGAGAUGGUUUUUUUGAAUAUGAUCUCCUGCCUUUGUUUUCUUCUACCAUCAGCCCAUACUACAGGCAAUCUUUCUUCCGUACUUUGCUGGACUCAGGUGUUUCUGAGGUGAGAUCUGACCGAGACAAGUUUCUUGUCUUUUUGGAUGUAAAGCAUUUCUCCCCUGAAGAUUUGAGUGUGAAAGUCAUUGAGGACUUUGUGGAAAUUCAUGGCAAACACAAUGAGAGACAGGAUGACCAUGGAUACAUUUCCCGUGAAUUCCAUCGUCGAUACCGUCUUCCUUCCACUGUCGACCAAUCAUCCAUCACUUGCUCUCUGUCUACUGAUGGCAUGCUAACCUUCUCUGCUCCCAAGGUUCAGUCUGCCACAGACCCCGGCCAUAGCGAGAGACCCAUUCCCGUAUCCCGCGAAGAGAAGCCGACUUCAGCUCAGUCUUCUUAG
This is a messenger RNA of Protobothrops mucrosquamatus (brown spotted pit viper), 522 nucleotides long. Its product is annotated as alpha-crystallin A chain. NCBI's taxonomy places the organism in Eukaryota, Metazoa, Chordata, Lepidosauria, Squamata, Viperidae. Gene Ontology annotation, molecular function: structural constituent of eye lens; protein folding chaperone. The transcript has 3 exons. Gene Ontology annotation, biological process: protein refolding; lens development in camera-type eye; response to heat. The coding region runs from base 1 to 522 and encodes 173 amino acids. The record is from RefSeq and is a predicted model, not a curated record.